AUGAAGUUCUUCUCCGCCGUCUCCGCCGCCGUUCUCGGCUUCUCCAGCAUGGCUUCCGCCAUCACUGUCAGCUACGACCCCGGUUACGAUGAUGCCGGCCGCUCCAUGAACGUUGUCUCCUGCUCUGACGGAGCCAACGGUCUGGCCGCUCGCUUCCCCACCCAGGGCAGCCUUCCUCGCUUCCCUCUCAUCGGUGGUUACCAAGGCAUUGCUGGCUGGAACAGCCCUCAGUGCGGUACCUGCUACGGUCUCACCUACAACGGCAAGACCAUCUACGUCCUUGCCAUGGACCAUACUGGCGCCGGCUUCAACAUUGCCCAGGCUGCCAUGAACCAGCUCACCAACGGCCAGGCUGCUGCCCUCGGCCGCAUCGACGCUCAGUACCAGCAGGUCGCUGUCAGCAACUGCGGUCUUUAA
This is a messenger RNA of Bipolaris zeicola 26-R-13, 417 nucleotides long. RefSeq lists its product as uncharacterized. Lineage: Eukaryota; Fungi; Ascomycota; Dothideomycetes; Pleosporales; Pleosporaceae. The coding region runs from base 1 to 417 and encodes 138 amino acids. The record is from RefSeq and is a predicted model, not a curated record. The transcript has 2 exons.